AUGGCUACCGAUCUGGAAUGUCAGACGUCGACAACAACUCCUGAAAUCGAUGAACGUCUUUAUUCACGACAACUACAAAUAUUUUGUGAUUUUGGUCAAAACUUCAAAGUACUCGAUACAAAUGGUGAAGAUUCAAUAACAGAAGAAAUAGUCAAUUCAAUUAGUCAUGAUGAAAUUGGUGUUGUAUCAAUAGCGACAUAUACAAAACAUGGUUUCGAAGAUGGAUCAUACGUCACUGUUUAUGAUGUGAAAGGAAUGACUGAAAUUAAUGAUCGUGAAUUCAAAAUCACUGUACUAGGUAGGGAAAGAUUAUGCUUAGAUCCAUAUACAUUUACUAUCGGUGACACAAGAAAUUUUGGUGUUUAUAAAGGUAGUGGAACAGUCACUGAAGUCAAAAAAGCAGAAACUGUGCAUUUCAAAUCUUUUUUCUGA
Messenger RNA from Rotaria sordida, 432 nucleotides. Lineage: Eukaryota; Metazoa; Rotifera; Eurotatoria; Philodinida; Philodinidae. The record is from the annotation of a GenBank genome assembly.